AUGGUGUUCGGCCGCACGCCGUUCAAGGGCAAGAACUGCAAGGAGACGUUCUGGAAUGUGCUGCACAGGGAGGUCGAGUUCCCGGGCGACACCCAGCGCCGGAUGCCGGAGCUGACCGACCUCAUCUCGCAGCUGCUGCAGCGGGAUCCCGCGAGGCGGCUCGGGUACGCCGGCGGCACUGACAAGAUCCGGGUGCAGCCGUUCUACGCCGGGAUGGCAUGGGACAUGCUCGCGGAUGUGACCCACCCGCCCUACAUCCCGCCGCCAGCGGAGGACAACGCAGCCGACGGCGAGGGCUUCGACGUGAGGGACUACUUCAAGAAGCUCCACCAGUCGCCGGCACCGCCGCCUCCAGAGUCGGGCUCGUCGUCCUCGUCGUCGUCGGACUUCUCGUCGGUGUUCUGA
This is a messenger RNA of Triticum aestivum (bread wheat), 405 nucleotides long. RefSeq names its product serine/threonine-protein kinase UCNL-like. The record is from RefSeq and is a predicted model, not a curated record. The coding region runs from base 1 to 405 and encodes 134 amino acids. Gene Ontology annotation, molecular function: protein serine/threonine kinase activity; ATP binding. NCBI's taxonomy places the organism in Eukaryota, Viridiplantae, Streptophyta, Magnoliopsida, Poales, Poaceae. Gene Ontology annotation, biological process: protein phosphorylation. The transcript has a single exon.